Molecule: messenger RNA, 708 nt
Organism: Candidozyma haemuli
Lineage: Eukaryota; Fungi; Ascomycota; Pichiomycetes; Serinales; Metschnikowiaceae
Gene: SLD5
Product: DNA replication protein
Exons: 1
Coding region: 1-708 (235 amino acids)
Biological process (GO): double-strand break repair via break-induced replication; DNA-templated DNA replication
Cellular component (GO): GINS complex
Source: RefSeq, a predicted model, not a curated record
AUGGAGAUCGACGACAUUUUGAAGGACUUUGAGUCUUCGGCUCAUCCUCAGCCAAAGCUUCAGUCUAAUACUAUUGAACAGGAGCUUAUCCAGGCCAUGAUAAAUGAACGUAUGGCUCCAGAGCUUCUUCCAUAUAAGCACGACGUGAUGGAGAUUGUGCUUCUGCGAAUCCAAAGCCAGCAACAGCUACUUUUGGAUUCCCAUGAAUAUGGUGACUCCAACGCAGAAGCUGGCGUCGUCUCGUCUGACUUCAAGCUUCGUCUUAUGAUUGUGGAGACUGACAUUGAGCGUAUCAGUUACAUUGUUCGCCUAUACAUCAGAACAAGACUCAGCAAGAUAGAAAAGUUCACCAUUUACUACAUUAAUGAGACGGCAGAGGAGUUAGACUCGUCAAGAUCAAGAUUAUCCGCUCAGGAAAGGUCAUACAUGCAAAAGUUCUUCCAGAUCUUGACCCAGCUCUACAAUAACAGUUUCUUGAGGAAACUACCCAGUGAACUUGCUCUUUUAGAUGGAGACCAAGAUAUCACACCCAUGGUUACCGAGCCUGAUUUAGAUUUACCGGUUUUCGUGAAAGUGGAGACUUCGUCGCCUAUUCUUAUUAGCUUGGGCGAUGAUGAUAGCUUGGAAUUGGAAAAAGACGGUGUCUAUGUUGUGAAGUACCGCUUGAUUAGAAGGUACCUCCAGAUCGGCGAUGUUGUACUUAUAUGA